Molecule: messenger RNA, 1971 nt
Organism: Neoarthrinium moseri
Lineage: Eukaryota; Fungi; Ascomycota; Sordariomycetes; Amphisphaeriales; Apiosporaceae
Exons: 3
Coding region: 1-1971 (656 amino acids)
Source: RefSeq, a predicted model, not a curated record
AUGCAUCGCACAGCUCCUCGUCACGGUCACGCCACCCACGGAAGGCACACCACACGUACAACCACCACUAGACGUCAGGGCCUCUUUGGCCGCAGAAAGGUCGUGCACCAUCAGCAUGUCGUGCACCACCAAAAGCGCAAGCCCAGUCUGGGCGAUAAAAUCUCCGGCGCCCUACUGAAGCUCAAGGGCACCUUGACACAUCGCCCCGGCGAGAAGGCUGCCGGCCUAAUACAGUGUCGGCGAGCCAUCACUGCCAUGCAUCGCCACGAUCCGAUGACUGCCGACGGCCUGUCCAUCACAUUGGCCUCUAUCCUCACUCCUGGUGAAAAUAUCUGCCUCCGUGCAACUAUCCGCCCGACUCGGAGCCACCAUGUAGAGCGCUUGCUCGCCGUCGAGUGUCUUGAGGAGUUCGGAGGCCCUGCGCUCAAUUUCCGCGCUCGAGACAACGCGCAGGAGCCCGCAUGGGACGAUAAGGAGAUCGAGCGCAUGCGUUGGGCGUGCACGCAUUGCCUCCGACUCCUCGAUCACACGCGUUUCGAUAACCACUCCCUUCUGCGUCUGGGUUACAGGAAGCCGCUCCCUGGUUCUCCGGCUGCAUCGCCGGUCACCUCCUGGAGGCCGUCGGGUAGCACUUCUUCCAAGAGCGUUCUGAGGAACAAGAAAGCAACUCACCAAGCGGAGAUGAAGAGCUUGAGACUUCGGUAUGCUGUCGCAGUAACCCUCAACUGGGGAAAGGCCAGAGAGUCCCAGGCAUCGUUGGAUCGUCUACAGGACUUUCGCAACGCGGGAUUCGAGGCAUUUGAGCAAAUUUCUCUCACAGAAUUCGAAGCUCUCGACGUUUCCGAGGAAACAAAACUGCUUGACCAAGCUGCUCGGUCUGUCGAGCUUCAGAUCUGUGGAUACAAACGGCACCUGCGGAGCUGCAAUGAGUGUCGCUUCCAAACAGGCAAUCUGAAAUCACACACCAUACCGCCACAGCCGAACAGAGACUACGCAUACCAGACUGGUGCUAACCUUGGUACCAAGACCGUCCCCAUUGUCAAGAGUCGGCGGUAUUUAUUUGGCGACCUUCAACAGAGGUACUUUCCAGGUUUAUUUAUGAAUCUACCCUCUUAUAGGCCUGAGUGUGACAAGGUGCCGUCUUUCAUGAUUUAUCGCCAAGACUCCCGUGGCAACUACUUCAAUAUGUACAUGAUCCGGUGCCCGGGCUGCUGUUCUUGGAAGGAUAUGGCAGCAUACCGAGUUGGUAAUGUCUGGCCCAAGUGGUGGGUCGCCUAUCAGCACCAUUGGGGCGCCGAUACCAUGAAAAACUGGGACGGCAGAACCGUCAAUGAGGCAUUCCUUGAAGGUCUACGGUGCCACUCCUGCUAUGCCAAAGAGAAUGGUAGGGAGAAGUUCGCGCAAGUUUUACUGGAAUGGUAUAUGUGCCUCUUGUUUCCAGCAACUCUGUCCGCAAGGCGAAACCUAGAUAUGGGUUGGACGUUUGCUUGGCAAUCUGUCAAUAAGGAAAACAACCCGUAUGUUCAGCCGAAUGACUGGUCAGUCCGGGAGAAGUACAUCUUCAACAUCAGGACAGAGAUCUUGGCAGGAAUACCAUGGAAGAACAACGACAAGAGAAACGGGGUCGACUAUAAAAACGCCGAUGCGAAGACGCUGGACAUGCUACGGGAAAAGCACGCACAUCUGAAGGCCUCAUUCAAGAAGUGGUACCAUCCACCCGAUCCGACACAUCAUUUAUCAUCCUGGAAUGAUUGGUAUGGCUCCUGGGUCAACGGGUAUGAGGCGCAGGAGGCACAGUGGCUCUGGCUUAGGGACUGCAAGACAGAAGUUCUCAAGCGGCCAGAGGCCGUAGUCAACUGGGCGCUUGGGGAUCAGGAGGGUGUUGACAUUGAUGCCGAGGUCAUUUGGAACAAGGUCUGUAACAAGUACCGGAAAAUAUGGGAUUCGGAACAUAUCAGCGAGGUGCGAUAG